Papilio machaon (common yellow swallowtail) is the source of this 1093-nucleotide messenger RNA. It is a transcript of the gene Yip1d1, whose product is annotated as protein YIPF5. Bases 165 to 962 code for a protein of 265 amino acids. The record is from RefSeq and is a predicted model, not a curated record. Lineage: Eukaryota; Metazoa; Arthropoda; Insecta; Lepidoptera; Papilionidae. Gene Ontology annotation, biological process: vesicle fusion with Golgi apparatus; endoplasmic reticulum to Golgi vesicle-mediated transport. Gene Ontology annotation, cellular component: trans-Golgi network. The transcript is spliced from 2 exons.
AGAUAUUCUGUCAUUUUCGAUCUCCGUGUAAUCGGUAAUAACAAUUUAGCACUGUUUGAUUGUAAAUUAAAUAGUAAUACACAAUAUAUCAGAAAAUUGAUUUAUAGCCAGUGAAAAAUAUUAAGAAAGUUUAACAUUUAACAGAUCGUACAUAAAUUUUAAUAAUGGCUGGCUAUGCUAAUCAAAAUGAAUAUGCUUGGUUACCUCCUGAUAAUAGCCAAAAUUAUGCUUUUGAUAGUACCGCAAAUAAUUUUGUUGAUUCCUCUCAAACCUUAGAUUUUCAAACAUUUCAACCAGAGAGGAGUUUCGCUUACGAUCAAGCUCAAGUUCCAUUGGUACCUCCUAAUAAUAAUCAAGGUUAUCAUCCGAGCAUUUUUACCCCUGCAGCUAUUCCCAGAGAAGCAAAUGCAGCAAUUUCAGAAUUUGAUGAACCACCUCUAUUAGAUGAACUGGAAAUAUAUCCUGAUAGGAUAUUAGAAAAAACAUUAGCAGUACUUAACCCAUUCCAUGGCCAAUCUAAAGCAGACGAUGCAAACUUUUUACUAAGAGAUACUGACAUUGCAGGCCCUAUUGCAUUUUGUUUAGCUUUGGCUGUUUGUCUCUUUCUUUCUGGCAAUAAAGCACAUUUUGGUUAUGUUUAUGGGCUAUCUGUAAUGUCGGUUAUUCUAAUGUAUUGUUUAUUGUCACUUAUGAGUCGUACUGAAGGAGUUUUUACUGUUUUAAGUGUUGCAAGUGUUCUAGGAUAUUGCAUGUUACCAAUGGUAGUACUGGCUACUUUGGGAAUAUUUAUAUCUCUUGAGGGAACUAUUGGUUUAAGUCUAUCUGCUGUUGCUGUAAUUUGGUCUGCCCUUUCAGCAAGUAGAUUAUUUGUUACAAUGUCAGGUGACACAGAGCAAAGGCCUCUCAUAGCAUAUCCUUGUGCGCUGGUCAAUGGAGUGUUUGCUCUGCUAGUACUAUUUUAAACUAUACUAUAGUUAAUGUCUGCUUUCCUUAAAUUUUUAUAAAAUAUAGUCUUAGUCAAGUUAUUUACACUUAACAUAUGUUUAACAAAUGACAAUUGUAGUAAAAUAAGAUUUUACUAUAUUUAAUUGUU